CUCAUUAGAGAUAUUUCAUGAAUCAUGAUUUUAUAGUUGGAAUAUAAAUUAUUUUGAAUGAAAAACGUAGUCAUGUUGUUCUCCUACAAAGAACAGUUUAUAUAAAUUAUUGAGUAAAUCUAAUCAAAAUACAUAAUGAAGCCUCGACCGUGCGGCUGCAAAGGUUGUCGAACCUGUUUAGUUUGUGAAACUAAGUACGGUGCUGCAGAAUUUAAGCCAACAAUAACACUAGACAAAACAAGAGGUUAUGUGUAUUGCCCUUAUUGUUGUAAAGCUUGGCCUGGAUGGGAUAUCGAUUCGUAUAAAGAACAUCCAAAUCAUAGAGGCGAAUCAUUGAGUUUUCCUGGAGUGUUUAUACAAUUAGAUUUUAUAUCGGAAGACGAAGAGAAUAAACUAAUGAAAGCAAUAGAUGAAGUACCUUGGGAUGUAUCACAAAGUGGCCGGCGAAAGCAGAAUUUUGGACCAAAAACAAAUUUUAAAAAGAAAAGAAUAGUACCAGGUAAUUUUGACGGCUUCCCGCAAUUCUCUAAGUAUUUACAAGACAGAUUCGAAACGAUUGAACUAUUGAAAGGCUACAAAGUUAUAGAACAAUGUUCUUUGGAAUAUAGUCCUAUCACAGGUGCGUCAAUAGAUCCACACAUAGAUGAUUGUUGGAUCUGGGGAGAGAGGGUUGUGACUGUUAAUUGUUUAUCGGACACUGCUUUAACCAUGACUUUAUACAAUGGUGAUAAAAAUAAAUAUAACUUAUUGUCAGCUGAAGAAUUUCCACCGCUGGUGCAACCUAAUGGUUAUAUAGAUUUAGAGUUUAAGAACAAUAAAAAUAUGUUGGAUUCAUGUAGACCAGUCAUCAAUAGUGAUGCAAUUGUAAGGAUACCUUUAGUUCGGCGUUCCUUGACCGUGUUGUAUGGAGAACCAAGAUACCAUUGGGAACAUUGUGUUCUAAGAGAGGAUAUAAAAGAAAGAAGAGUAUGCAUAGCCUAUAGAGAGUUCACUCCCCCAUACAUGCCUAAUGGCUCACACAAAAUCAUCGGAGAUGAAAUAAGAAAUAAAGCCAAACAGUUUUGGGAUCACAGAUCGAGAUAUAAGAACCAAAUAAUUGAUUGAAUACUUGAAUAAGCAAUAUUAUUUAUGUUUACCUGAAUAGAAAUUUUGUAAUAAAAUAAA
Messenger RNA from Colias croceus (clouded yellow), 1164 nucleotides. RefSeq names its product alpha-ketoglutarate-dependent dioxygenase alkB homolog 4. Gene Ontology annotation, biological process: oxidative demethylation. NCBI's taxonomy places the organism in Eukaryota, Metazoa, Arthropoda, Insecta, Lepidoptera, Pieridae. Bases 136 to 1104 code for a protein of 322 amino acids. The record is from RefSeq and is a predicted model, not a curated record. The transcript has 2 exons. Gene Ontology annotation, molecular function: demethylase activity; oxidoreductase activity.